This is a messenger RNA of Rhineura floridana, 4403 nucleotides long. It is a transcript of the gene CPAP, whose product is annotated as centromere protein J. The transcript is spliced from 17 exons. Gene Ontology annotation, molecular function: tubulin binding. Gene Ontology annotation, cellular component: centrosome; centriole; nucleus. NCBI's taxonomy places the organism in Eukaryota, Metazoa, Chordata, Lepidosauria, Squamata, Rhineuridae. The coding region runs from base 266 to 4294 and encodes 1342 amino acids. The record is from RefSeq and is a predicted model, not a curated record. Gene Ontology annotation, biological process: cilium assembly; centriole elongation.
CAGAAGGCAGUGCGACAGGAGGCGGGGGUGUAGAGGGGAUAGGAUUCUUAGCAGUAAAUGUCCCUUAUGCUGCUUUGAGAUAAUUUUGGGUUUUCUUUUGACAUGUGCGGAAAAUGUAAUGCUAGAUACAGUUGUCUCCAAAUUCUUCAGAACCAGAACCCACCUUUAGCCCCAGCCUAAAACAGGUGUUGAAGGUCAGAUAUCAAACAGCUGGAGCUUUGCAGCAGUACUGAUUAGGUAAGAUUGGACUAUUAUAAUCUUCAAGAUGGCUACCUCUACAGAUUUGAAUUGGGAAGAAAACUUGAUAGCACACUGGAUGUCUAACGCUUCCCGUGCUGGAGUCAUAUUAAAUCCUUCUUUCCAUAGUUUGAAAACCUCUAGAGCAAUCAGUACUGAAAAUGCCUCAACAGGUCUUGCAGUUAAUUCACUACGCAGUUCAAGCCGCAUUUCUCUAAGUGAAGACUCUCUACAGAAAGAGCAAGCCUUGGAGUUGAGCAGUCCUGGUGGGGACAAGCUGGACAUAUCCAAAACACUUUCUGCAACUUCAUUGGCUAAGAAGGAACAAAUGCUAAUGGUUAAAGAUGCUCCAGGUCAGUGGAUAGCUCUGCAAACUGAUAGUGAAUGUGAUCAGUUGGAUGGUCUGGAUGAAGGAUGUUGCACUGAUCGACUUCUGCAAAAGCUUGAGCAGCUCAAAGGGUUGCAACAGCACAAGCAAGAACAGCUGAAAAUGCAACAAAUGGAACAAAUUCAACGGCUAGUGAAAGAGCAACAGAAACUACUUUCUAUGGUCUCUGAGCAGCAAGUGCAUACCGGCUUUGGUGUAAUGGAAGAUGGCUUGAGUCAAAGAUAUGAUCACCCAGCUUGCUUGCCCCGUGUACCACCUUUUCCACCACAUCGGAAGGGAGAUAGUUUUAAUUGGGACAGUGUGUCUUGCAUUUCUUCUCCUGUUGAACAAAGAAAUUCACUUCAAAAGUUCAAGAAGGACCAAAUAUUGAAGGGAAACUUCUCUGCAGAGCCUUAUCGUGAGAAAGAGGCUUUAGAUGUGUCUUUCAAAAUGCAGAAUGAAUUGAAGGCUGAAGACCAAAAUGCCGUUUCCGGAGGGAAUGGUCAGAAUCUGGAGCAAAAUCUACUGGGACAUGCAGAUGAUGACAUUAGUUGUGAAGGCACAAGAAAUGCAGAGAUCUCUGAAAGUCUGUCUGGAGGAAAGUGUUUGGAAACCCUUAAUGUAGAGGAGAGACCUAUUCCUGCUAGCAUUCAAGAGAAAAAACAGACAUUUGAAGAGUUCCUAGAAGAGCAGAUACAACUAGAAGAACAACGGCUGGGCCAAAAAGCAAAUAAAAAGGAUGCUGAAAGAUCAACAUUCCAGAAACCAGUUACAAAAUGGCCCUUUCUAAAACGAGGUGAAGGUUUAAGUAGGUUUACCAGUGCAAAAUCUAAAGCAGCUAAACAAAAAGAAAGCAAAGUAACUCUUUAUCUUAAUGCAUCAGAAGUCAAAAACUCUGUUAAAGCGGACAAGCCACUGCUUCAUCGGAAAACUGCCCCUUCAAAUAAAGAACAAGUUUCUGACAAUUUUGUGUCUAAAAAUUGUAAUCAGAACACUAAAACAAAGAAGGAUUUAGCAUUUUCUGCUCGAAAAACGAUAAUGUCCAGAAAUUGCACUGGAAAAGUUAUCCCUUCAUCUACAAGACAAAAUCCAAGUGAAAGGAAACCUGGACAACUGAGAGAUUCUGUCAGGUCAGAAAUAAAUGGCGAAAGAGAAAAGAAUAAAGAUAAUAUAACGGUACUUGCAAAGCUGGGUGAAAUUGGCAGUGAGUUACAGGGAGAAAAGCAUGAGCAACCAGCGGAAGUGACCAAAUGUCUUACAAAUUUCUCUGAAAAAGACUUAGAUCUCUCUUUUGAACUUUCUUUCCAAAAAAAGUUGGAAAACUGGGAUACAGAAAAGGAAAAAGAGAAGAUUGAAUUGGACGAGUUUUUGUUUCUAGAGCAGGCUGCUGACGAAAUAUCUUUUGCUAGCAAUUCUUCACUUAUUGUAAGGAUCUUGGAUCAAGGCCAGCAGAUUUCCACAGGGCAUAGACUGUCCUCUACUCCUGUUAAAUCGAGGCAGCCAAUAGAUGGGGCUAUUACAGCUGUGAAUAAUAGAAAUGGAGAACAAUGUGCUUUCCAACAAGCUAACAAUGAGAGGAACAGAGGCACUGUCACUGAUUCCCAGACACCUGAUAUGCAGAAGGAUAAUCAAAAUAAAAUUGAUAGUAAAAUGCUUCAGACUUUUCCCACUGAUGAGUUGCAAGAUUUUAGAAAUACUGAGUGGGAUGAAGAUAAAUCAAGUGAAAGUAGUGAAAUGACUACAGAGUCUGAGGAGGAAUUUGAGACUACCAUAAAGCCUGCUGAGAAAGCUAAAAACUUGGUGUUGAGAAUUAGAGCUGUCAGUCCUGAAUUUUCUGAGGGCAAAGGAGGCACAAGCAGAGAUGCCAGCCUUGAUCUACAAGAAAAAGAUCUUGGCAACAACCCAUAUAGCAAGAUAAACAAGUUGGCUGAAUCUCAGAGUGUACAUAGUGCAAGUAGAAAUGAAGUUGCUUUUGAUGAUGAAACAUCAUGGAAUGAUUUUGAAGAGAAUGAGAGUCAGUGCACCCAAGUACCAAACAGUGACGUGGUUGUUAAAGUACCUCUGUCGCCUGACUGUUCAGCUAAGAGUGAGGCAUUCUUUCCAGAUAAAAUGAUAAAGAGGAAGAUUGCCACUGGAAAGAAAGGGGAAAUUCUGCCCAAGCAUAGUGUGACAGAUAGAGAGGGAAUUGCACCUCCCACAACAGAUCUGAUGCUGAAGCUCUUUCCUUCUUUGAGGCCCAAACAGAAGGUAGAGGAACAACAAAGACAAGAUGCCAAACCCAGCAUGUCUCAGGAAGAAUCGGGAGGAGACACUGCUCGUUCCCAGCUCUUGAGAGAGAAACUUGUUGAAUUAGAAAUUGAAAUUGAACGGUUCAGGGAAGAAAAUGCAUCCCUUACAAAACUUCGAGAAGAGCGUGAGAAUACUUUGGAAAAGCUCAGGAAAGAAGUUGCUGACUUUGAAAAUCAGAAAACAAAAGAGCUGGCUCAAAUAGAAGAAUUUAAAAAAGAAGAAACAAGAAAACUGCAAAAAGAACGUAAAGUUUUUGAGAAGUAUGCACAGGCAGCUAGAGCUAUUCCAGACAAAAAAGAGCGUGACGAAAUUCAGGCUUUAAAACAGCAAAUGGCAACCUUGCAGGAAGAUUUAAAAAGAAGAGAAGCAAAAUGGUCAACGACCCACAUUCGUCUUCGAGACCAGAUAGAGGCCUUAACUCGGGAGAAUAUGCAGCUACGGGAAGAGAUCAAAAUUAUGGAAAGAUUUCGUUUGGAUGCUUGGAAGAGAAAAGAAGCAUCUGCAAACAAAAGGAAAACUGGUUGUGGUUAUUCAAAGAGAGGAGAGUCGGCACAUUCACCAUCUGUACCGCAGAAAAACCAGGCUCUGUCUUCAGUUCUUCAAGCAGAAAAGAGGAGCAAGAUAAAUGGCAAAAGUGAUUUGUCAUCAGAAGGAAGACCUUUUGCAAAACCUAAACUAGCAGCUACACCUGAUGAGAGUUGCUUGGACAAUAUGGCAGUGACUUUUGAAGAUUCUUCCAAGACAGUUAUGGCAAAUUUACCUGGUAAUGGAGCUGUUGAAUUAUCAUCCUCAGUAAGUCCUGAUUCUUCCUCAGACAGUCAAGAAGAAAUAGAGAGCCAAGCCAAUCAUCCUGAUGGAAAGGUUGAAAAGAUUUUAAAAAAUGGUUCACACCUUAUUAUCUUCCCCAAUGGCACACGGAAAGAAGUGAGCUGCGAUGGGAAGAUUAUGACUGUAACCUUUUUUAAUGGGGAUGUAAAACAAGUUCUUGAAGAUCAGAGAGUGAUAUACUAUUAUGCAGAUGCUAAGACUACUCAUACCACCUACCCCACAGGUUUAGAGGUCCUUCAUUUCUCAAAUGGACAAAUAGAAAAGCAUUUUCCAGAUGGAAGGAAAGAGAUUGUAUUCCCUGAUCAAACCAUUAAGAAUGUGUACACAGAUGGACGAGAAAUCAACAUUUUUCCUGAUGGCACCAUUGUCCGCAUGCAACAGGAUGGAAGUAAGAUUAUAGAGUUCAGUAAUGGCCAGCAAGAAGUGCACACAACCCAUUUCAAGAGACGAGAGUAUCCUGAUGGUACAGUCAAAACAGUGUAUGCUGAUGGACGCCAAGAGACACAAUAUGCCUCAGGUCGAGUCAGAGUUAAAGAUAAAGAUGGUGAUGUUAUUAUGGACACUAUCCUGUAAAUGUUUUUGUUCAUGUCUGUCAGUUUUCGCUGUAGCAUUCUUUUUUCUUAGAAAAUGUUUGUAAAAAUUCUACACUUGUACAUCUUGUCAAUAAAUUUUUUUAAACAUU